GGCUUGGCUGAGUGAGAGACGAUAGAGACAUUGAAGUGACUUUUAACAUGCGCUCUCUAACGGCUAUCGUUCUCGCUGCUUUAUGUAUUUUGGUUCUGACGGUGUCAGUUGAUGCAAGGCGUUCACGCAAACUGCAGAGAAGACCCAAUAGUGAUGAAUCUGCGAAUAAUGAAGAUGGCGAGCAGCUUGCUGUAAUUGAGGAAGAGAAUCCUACUUCUUCCGGAAAGAGACCUAAAGCUAAAGAAAACCAUGCAAAUAGUGACCAGGCUCUUUCUGUUCCAGCUACAGAAAAUAAAGAGACCGGAGAAAAGAGCCAAACUUCUUCAGAGCCAUCAACUGAAGAAAAUCAGAAAAAAGACAACACGAAUAGACUCCAUGGCCCUUUAACGCAAUUAUUUCGUAGACGAAGUACCCGAAAACCAUUGCAUUUUCAUCACAACAAAAAACAACCAAGGCCCACGCUACCUUCUUUUUUAUCUCGUUCUAGAUCAAAGACAAGUGCCCCCAGUAAUUCCUCCCCAGAUGAAGAAACUUCAACAAACAAUUAUGAAACGGCAGAGCCUAAAUCUUCAAGACAUCAACGCCCUCAAGUGGAAGAUUCUAAAGACACUGGAAGACGUAUAAACCGCAGACGUUUUUCUCGUCGCAGACAACAAACAAAGAAACAGGAUGGUAGUGAAUAAAAUUUAAGUUUUUUCGGUCUAUUUUUUUUUCAUCUACUUCUAGUGAAAAAAAAUAAUACAUUCUUUAGUUGCCCCUUGUUAUUGUGUUUGGCCAUAUUUUAGAAAUUCGCGAACACGUGGCGAGGACAAACUAAUGGAAAAAAUGUAAAUCGAGUUUGUUUAUUUUUGCUGUUUUUUCUGACGAUAUGAAUGGUGUUUAAAUAUCUACUCCUCAUUAGGAACCCUACCGUGGGGUUAGUCUAUUUCACAAUCAACAUCAUUGCUUUUUUUCCCGUCCAUCAAAUGUUUACCUAUGAAUAUUAUAUAAACAUGUAAUCACCUCUUCUUUCGUACACUUUUGCAUUUAUUUUCAGCAUUUUAGGUGUUUUUUUUUACCGUGAUAAAGCGUCAAUAUUUAAUUUUGAAUCACAAAUUUCUUUAGCUGAGUACUUAUACGUAGUUCCAGAUAAACUAUAACAUUAAAAAGGCAAGAAUUUUUAUAUAAAAAUAAUUUGUUUACGAAAAGAGCAAAUAAUGUUGUAUGUAAUUUAAAAUAUGCACCGAAAUAUUCAAACUAUCUCGAAUUCAAGCAAGACAAAUUUUCAGUUAAUUUUCUGUAUUAAAAACUAUAGCCUGUGUGUUCAUUGCUAAGUUUGGCUAAGAGAGUACAGUGUUUGGUUACAUAAAGAAGAAAUAACAAAAGCACCUGUUCAGUUAAAUUAAAUUUUGCGUAUAAGCUUACACUCUUUGUUUCUUGUCUACUUUAUUGUUUACUACAUUAAAUUAUGCUACAGAAACCAGCAAUACAAAACAGGGCAUUUUCUCACUACAAUGCGCAGAUUUUAUUAUUAUUACAAUUAUUAUAGAAUCUAAUAUUCUUAGCGAAUUUAGUGGAAUAACCUAUAUAAAAGCAAUGUAGGUGUUCGCUACUAUUAAUAUUUUAACCAACAUGGCGUGGCUUAGCCAUGUGAUAGAGCUCUGAAUUUUAAAUCUGACUAGCCGGGUUCGAAUCCGUGUAAAACAGCAAAAUAUUUCCAGUACUUUAAACUGUCAGUGCAUUAUAAGAGUAACAGUCAAUCCCUUAGCGUGGAUAGUAAGAUGCUGCUAACUGAGCGUUUUAUCUCUGUUAGCAACUAAAAAUUAGGAACAGGGUUGAAUAAAGUACAAUUAACCUAGUUGACGCCCUACAUGGUAUUUGUUUUGUUUGUAUGCGAUCGCAGUUGUUUUGUAGGUGCAAAUAUGCUUUCCCGGCAUGGCCAGGUGGUUAGAGCGCUCGACUCGCAAUCUGAGGAUCGCAGGUUUGAA
Limulus polyphemus (Atlantic horseshoe crab) is the source of this 1967-nucleotide messenger RNA. RefSeq names its product cyclin-L1-like. The record is from RefSeq and is a predicted model, not a curated record. Lineage: Eukaryota; Metazoa; Arthropoda; Merostomata; Xiphosura; Limulidae. The transcript is spliced from 2 exons. The coding region runs from base 48 to 683 and encodes 211 amino acids.